GUUCAGGUUGUGUCGCGUCGUUAGUUUUGGGCGUGAGCCCGAUCAAAGGUCGAGUUUCCGCAGGUGCACUGUAAGCAGAGAGCUGCUGGCACUCUUUAACGCGAGUGGUCCAACUUAUCUAGCAAGCUAUCGUGGGGCGAGGCUUUGACACCAUCUAUUGAACAUGAGUCAGACGCGAAUGUCACAGUGAACGUUCACCGCGAAGAGCGCGUUUCUUUGGUCAACUUUAUUCUUCUUUGGUCAACUUAAUUCGUCCCACAACAGAAUAACAAUGCCGAAGCCUAUCAAUGUCCGCGUCACUACAAUGGAUGCUGAGCUGGAAUUUGCAAUCCAGUCAGCUACGAUGGGCAAACAGCUCUUUGAGCAGGUGGUUAAGACAGUAGGCUUGCGUGAGGUGUGGUACUUUGGUUUACAGUACACAGACAACAAAGGCUUUCUUACAUGGCUAAAACUGGACAAAAAGGUGUCCUCUCAAGAGAUGAAGCAAGAGAACCCUCUUCAGUUUAAGUUCAGGGCCAAGCACUACCCAGAAGAUGUGGCUGAAGAACUCAUUCAGGACAUCACUAAAAAGCUGUUCUUCAUGCAAGUGAAGGAUGCCAUUUUGACCGACGAGAUAUACUGCCCCCCAGAGACAGCUGUUCUGCUGGCCUCCUAUGCUGUCCAAGCCAAGUUUGGAGAUUACUCAAAAGAAACCCACAAAGGUGGAUACCUUGCAUCUGAGCGAUUGCUUCAGCAAAGAGUUGUUGACCAGCACAAACUCUCUAAAGAUCAAUGGGAGGAGAGGAUCCAGAUUUGGCAUGAGGAACAUAUAGGCAUUAUCAAGGAAGAUGCCAUGCUUGAAUAUUUAAAGAUCUCACAGGAUUUGGAGAUGUACGGUGUCAAUUACUUUGACAUAAAGAACAAGAAGGGAACAGACCUCUGGUUAGGUGUGGAUGCUCUGGGACUUAAUAUCUAUGAAAAGGAUGACAGGCUGACUCCAAAGAUUGGAUUUCCAUGGAGUGAGAUACGGAACAUUUCAUUCAAUGACAAGAAAUUCAUAAUCAAACCCAUCGACAAAAAAGCUCCUGACUUUGUGUUUUAUUCAUCUCGCUUGCGCAUUAACAAGCGCAUUCUGCAGCUGUGCAUGGGAAACCAUGAACAUUACAUGCAGCGCAGAAAACCUGAUACCAUUGAGGUGCAGCAGAUGAAGGCACAAGCUAGAGAGGAGAAACAUCAGAGACAGAUGGAAAGAGCCCUGCUUGAAAAUGAGAAGAAGAAAAGGGAGGCAAUAGAGAAAGAAAAAGAAAGGGUAGAAAGAGAGAAGGAAGAGAUGAUGCUGAAAUUGUAUAAAUAUGAAGAACAGACCAAAAAGGUUGAGAAAGAUCUGGAAGAGCAGCUUGAGAGGGCCCGGAAACUGGAGGAGGAGAGAAGGAGGGUAGAGGUAGAGGCGGCACGUCUGGAGGUUGAACGACAGGCAGCACUCAUAGCCAAAGAAGAAUUUGCCAGGAAAGCUGAAGACCAGAUGAGAACACAGGAGCAGUUGUCAGCAGACCUGGCCGAGUACACAGCAAGGAUUGUUCUACUGGAAGAGGCCAAGAGAGUCAAAGAAGAGGAAGCCAGCGAAUGGCAAAACAGGGCUAAAGAGGUACAGGAUGACCUGAUGAAGACCCGUGAGGAGUUGCAGAAUGUGAUGGCGUCUCCUGUUGCUGCACCGAUGGCUGCUCCUGUUCUGGCUGCGAUGGAGGUACCUUCAGAAAGGCUUGAGAAUGAUCAUGAGGAUCAUGAGGAGAACAGUAGCACCCACAGUGCUGAGCUCCUUGUGGAUGGCAUUGAGGACCACCGCAAUGAGGAAGAGCGCAUCACAGAAGCAGAAAAGAAUGAACGUGUGCAGAGACAGCUUCUGGCCCUGAGCUCCGAGCUGGCUGAAGCCCGAGAUGAUUCUAUGAAGACUCAGAAUGACAUUCUGCACAAUGAAAAUGUACGAGCCGGAAGGGACAAAUACAAGACGCUUCGUCAGAUCCGUAUGGGCCAAACCAAGCAGAGAAUAGAUGAGUUUGAAGCAUUGUAAGGGCCUCUGACAUCUCUGAAUAACCUUUACCAAAGCAAGCACUGCUCAUGCCCCUCAUUGCUGUUCAGGGGUGAAUAUUUUUAGAAUUAUCAUACAUGGUUUCACUUUGUAUUUGGUGUUAAAAUGACUGGACUAUUUGCAUAGUGACUUAUGUGAAUAUGAUAAUACAUGCUAUAAAAGUAUAUUUUAUUCUUUUGACAAACAUGUACAACAUACAACGUUUUUCUGGAAGACGUUAAAUUAUUUAUACAUUGUUCAGAUUUGACCACAGCACCUUUGUGAUCUUAUUUAUGCUGAUUUUGCCAAAGCUUUUGGAUCUUUUGUGAUCUUUGUAGCUGGGGCUAAUUUAUCUGAAACUGUAUGCUGCUUAUGGGGGUUUCUUGAUUAACAUCAGUUCCCGUCAAAAUAGUAGAAGCAAGUGCAAAAAUACAAUUAUUUAAGAUGAUAGAAACACUUCAAUGUGAUCAAACAGUGGCCACAACAAACAAGUAAAUGUUUUUUGAUUAAAGAUUUUCUGUAUAAUAAAUAAGAAUUGUUUACAUUGUUCAAUGUAAUAUCUUGAAAUAAAUAUAUGAUUUAUUUGAAA
Triplophysa dalaica is the source of this 2633-nucleotide messenger RNA. It is a transcript of the gene ezra, whose product is annotated as ezrin a. Bases 272 to 2047 code for a protein of 591 amino acids. Gene Ontology annotation, biological process: regulation of cell shape; regulation of organelle assembly; positive regulation of early endosome to late endosome transport. The transcript is spliced from 13 exons. Gene Ontology annotation, molecular function: cell adhesion molecule binding; actin binding. Gene Ontology annotation, cellular component: adherens junction; apical part of cell; cytoskeleton. The record is from RefSeq and is a predicted model, not a curated record. Lineage: Eukaryota; Metazoa; Chordata; Actinopteri; Cypriniformes; Nemacheilidae.